This is a messenger RNA of Coregonus sp. 'balchen', 9530 nucleotides long. NCBI's taxonomy places the organism in Eukaryota, Metazoa, Chordata, Actinopteri, Salmoniformes, Salmonidae. The record is from the annotation of a GenBank genome assembly.
AGUUCAUUUCUUGGCCGGCUGAAACACUUUGUGGAGAUCAUUGACCCCAGCACACUCUUUGUGUCUGAGGUAAGGUACAGUUGAAAACAUCAAUCCAUGUACUGUUUUACUACUUCAGCAAUUGGUUUUUGUAAGAGAUAAUUAUUAAGAGACUUGGGACUUGUGGCAACAGGAGAAUUGCGUCCAAUACUGUAGAUCUGGAAUCCAAUCAGAUAACACCGGGUCGGACUGAGACCAGAAAUUGGCCUACAUAUUUCUCACACACCAGGCCAUUUUUCCCUCAAAGCCCCCAUUAUUAGCCCAAAAAUGAUCAUUCUGCGCAAAAUAAUUUUUGGACAGGCCCACUUGGCCAAAGAUGCCCUAUGUCCUUUUCUGAGAUAACACAUUAGCUAGAAACCUAACUACCUAUUAUUAAUUAUCUUGUUGACUCAAAUGACUCUUUUAUCUCUCCAGAGACGAUUGACAGAAUGCAUUAAACUCCUGGAUGAUUUUAAACGUGGAACACUACCACCUGGAGUUUCUGAUCUACAGGUGAGCUUUUUGUUAUCAGAAAUGCCUUUGUCAGUGUUACAGAAUAUAUACUGUUCCAAAUAGCAAUUUUCUUUUAAGCAUAAUGUUUAUGACACUUGCAAUAUGUAGCUGUAACACACUCCUUACAUUCAGCUGCCCAACAUUUCCCCUCACUGCUCUGAACUGAUACAGCUGUUUUUUUACUCCCUAGCUAUGGGAAGCCCAAAAGGUCAAGCAGGUAGGUUGUGGCACACGUCUGCUUCGUAUAAAGCAGUUUGACCCCAUUUUGACCCCAUGUAUGUAUUGCCAUACAUACAUACAUUUUCCCUCUCCUCUUGGAAGCAUGAUGAUGUUGUCACACUCUAUAUCUCAUAUCUGAAUGCAGGCCAUCAUUCAUCCUGACACAGGAGAGAAGAUUUUCAUGCCUUUCCGAAUGUCAGGUAUGACUUCCAAGUGAAGACUUUCACCAGAGUGACUUUUAUUUUGUUAAUGGUCAUUUUUACACUGAUUAUAUUUUUUUGCAUCUAAACAGGUUAUGUCCCAUUUGGAACACCAAUUGUAAGUCAUAUAUGAAAUUAUUACUGUAUUUCAUAUGUAUCUAUGGAUACAAUAUUCAACUUUGUCCUGAAGUUGAUUACUGUAUGUACAGUAAAUACGUGUAACAUCUGGUAUGGUCAUUUGUUUAAUAAAACACUGUUGGAUUUACUGACUUUUUGGGGUAGUCAUUCUGGACACCUUGCAAGACUAGAGCAGUUGCACUAUUGUCUCCCUAUCUGGUAUAUUCUAGGUUGUGGGCCUUCUCCUUCCAAAUCAGACUGUGGUAUCCACCAUUUUCUGGCAGGUAAAGACAUGACAAGCAACCUUUUCAACAAUAACGGUCCCAAGUUGUUAAUAUCCACAUUGGAUACGCUCUCCUUCCCAGUGAGGUAAAUUGAUGUAAUUGAAUUUCACUUAAUGUUUUUUCUCCUUUCAGUGGCUUAACCAGAGUCACAAUGCCUGUGUCAACUACUCGAACCGCAAUGCUACUAAGGUAGUGUAUGAGAGGAUCAUUUAUAUUAUUUACGGCUUGAUUCUCAGAAAAAGCUACUGAAUUACAAUUCUGUGUGAGUGUUUUUGGUCCACAUACUGUGCUGCUCCAUAGCAACUAGCACUGUAUCUCCUGCAUCUGGUACUGUAGAUUUCCUUCAAUUUAGCAAUGGCUCAUGUCUAUUAGGCACCAAAUAGAAGAAAAUGGACUGAAACAGCGAGGGACUACCUGGACUUUUUGGUUUUCCGUUGCAAAACGUUUAGUUACGGUUUGCCCUAAUUAACACCACCCAGAUGUACAGUAUAUAAAGUGUUUUGAACAUAUGACUGAUGUCAAAGUGUCAAUUUUCCAUUCAUGGUUUUGGUAUUCAAGAGAAUUAUUUUAUCCAGUGUUAGUCUUACGUAAGAGGCUGUGAGAUACUAAGUCAUUCAUGUUGUUGUUCAUAUUAGCCUACACCGACAUCCACGUUUCUUCAAGGUUACUUCGGAGCUGUGACCAGUGCUGUCUCCCUUGCGGUCAGUUGUUGAUUAUUAUACAUUUAUGGGGGCCCCGUGUAGCUCAGUUGGUAGAGCAUGGCGCUUGCAACGCCAGGGUUGUGGGUUCGAUUCCCGCGGGGGGCCAGUAUGUUAAAAAAAAAAUGUAUGCACUCACUAACUGUAAGUCGCUCUGGAUAAGAGCGUCUGCUAAAUGACUAAAAUGUAAGUGUAAAAAAUAAGCGAUUCUGUCCUGUCUAUUUUGCUAUACAGUACCAGUCAAAAGUUUGGACACACCUACUCAUUCCAGGGUUUUUCUUUACUAUUUUACUAUUUUCUAGAUUGUUGAAUAAUAGUGAAGACAUCAAAACUAUGAAAUAGCACAUAUGGAAUCAUGUAUUAACCAAAAAAGUGUUAAACAAAUCUUAAUAUAUUUUAUAUUUGAGAUUCUUCAAAGUAGCCAUCAUUUGCCUUGAUGACAGCUUUGCACACUCUUGGCAUUCUCUCAACCAGCUUCAUGAGGUAGUCACCUGGAAUGCAUUUCAAUUAACAGGUGUGCCUUGUUAAAAGGUAAUUUGUGGAAUUUCUUUCCUUAAUGCGUUUGAGCCAAUCAGUUGUGUUGUGACAAGGUAGGAGUGGUAUACAGAAGAUAGCCCUAUUUGGUAAAAGACCAAGUCCAUAUUAAGGCAAGAACAGCUCAAAUAAGCAAAGAGAAACAACAGUCCAUAAUUACUUUAAGACAUGAAGGUCAGUCAAUCCGGAAAAUGUCAAGAACUUUGAAAGUUUCUUUAAGUGCAGUCGCAAAAACCAUCAAGCGCUAUGAUGAAACUGGCUCUCAUGAGGACCGCCACAGGAUAGGAAGACCCUGAGUUCCCUCUGCUGCAGAGGAUAAGUUCAUUAGAGUUACCAGCCUCAGAAAUUGAAGCUGGUUGAGAGAAUGCCAAGAGUGUGCAAAGCUGUCAUCAAGGCAAAGGGUGGCUACUUUGAAUAAUCUCAUAUAACAUAUAUAUUGACUUGUUUAACACUUUUUUGGUUACUACAUGAUUCCAAGUGUGUUAUUUCAUAGUUUUGAUGUCUUCACUAUUAUUCUACAAUGUAGAAAAUAGUAAAAAUAAAGAAAAACCCUUGAAUGACUAGGUGUGUCCAAACUUUUGACUGGUGCUGUAUGUAACGUGUUAAAUGGGUUUAGAGCACAGGCGGCCAAUGGCACCUUAAUUGGGGAGGACGGGCUCAUAGUAUGGCUGGAACGGAAUUAAUGGUAUGGUAUGGAAAACAUCAAAUACAUGGAUUCCAUGUGUUUGAUACCAUUCCAUUCACUCCAUUCCAGCCAUUAUUAUGAGCCAUCCUCCCCUCAGCAGCCUCCUGUGGUUUAGAGUGUAUCCUAAAGUUUGUGCUGUGUUGUUUAGGUAGGACUGAAUGUACUGAUUCAGAAAGCCAACAAGUUGAGUCCAGCAACCCGAAUGAUCAUACAGAGACUCAUUCCUUUUCCAGCUGUGGGUAUGUAUUCAUAAAUAAUGAAUUAAUAACUAGUUAAUAUAGUAUUAACGUGAAAAUCUACACUCUAUUUUAAAAUAAGUUUAUCACAAUGUACUAUGAGCUACAGGUGCAAAUGAAUAGGCUGCACUGCUUUUACUUUUGGGUUCAUUCUCCCUCUGUCCUCUCAUGUAUGUAGGUCUCCUCCUUUUAUUCAUAGAGCUAUAAAUGCAUCCCUCAAAGGGAUAAAUCACCUUUAACAAGAGCUGAAGAUAAACUGGUGUCAGAGGAGGCAGAGAUUUGCAGGCUUAUACAAUGUCAUUGGUUAUGUUUUGCUGCUGGUUUCUACUCUAUUAGCUUUGUGUGGUUAGCAUUGUGUAGCUAAUAGCUAUCCUCCUACUACAUAGAUCUCUGUUCAGUGUUGUCAAGAUAGUACUGUAAGCUCUCCCCAGUUGUAAAUGUGAAACCUAUGUCUUUACUGAGGGCCGGUCUAUAGACCUCACAUGCUGAAGUGGAAUACUCCAAACAAAUCAAUAUGAAAUAGAUACAUUGGCCCUGUUGGAACACUCGUAAAAUGCAUCCUUCCUUCCUGCCAUCCCUAAAGUAGUCGGCGGCAGGUAGCCUAGUGGUUAGAGCAUUGGGCCAGUAACCGAAAGGUCGCUGGUUCAAAAACCGGAGCUGACAAGGUGAAAAUCUGUCGACGUUCCCGUGAGCAAGGCACCUAACCCUAAUUUGCUCCAGGGGCGCCGUGCUACUAUGGUUGAUCCUGUAAAACAACACAUUUCACUGCACCUAUCCAGUGUAUGUGACAGUUAAACGUAUUUUUCUAGUCAUCUAGUAGUGUCAGAUUAGUGAUUACUUCAAGAACGGGAGGAAGGAAAGAUACGUUUUUAGAGUAUUCAAAUGGGUAGGUCUCAAUCUCAGCUGAAUGUCAGGCAUCGCCACUGUCACAACCAGUCUUCUCCGCUUCCUCAGCCAGUGCCAACAUUUGCAACGUGGGCCUCAUGAGGCACAUUGAGCUGUCGGAGGGCGUCGACGUGCUGGACGGAAAUGGGAACGUAUUGGGCUCCUCAAAGAUUGCUGCCAAACAUGUGAGUGGCUGGUCAUCAAUGAUACCUCUCUCACAAGCCUUUAUAAAAACACUGUUUCCUUCCUGGCCAUAGAGAGAAAAUGAAUGGAGUCAUUCAACAAAAACUGACUAGCUAGCUAGCUACUAAACAUACUGUGCAGAUACAGUGCCUUCAGAAAGUAUGCAUACCCCUUGACUUAUUCCAAUUUUUCUUGUGUUACCACCAGAAAAAAUAUACCGCUAAAAUAUACAGUACCAGUCAAACGUUUGGACAAUUGAGAUGGUUUGAGAUGAGUUAGACCGCAUAGUGAAGGAAAAGCAGCCAGCAAGUGCUCAGCAUAUGUGGGAACUCCUUCAAGACUGUUGGAAAAGCAUUCCAGGUGACUACCUCAUGAAGCUGGUUGAGAGAAUGCAAAGCUGUCAUCAAGGCAAAGGGUGGCUACUUUGAAGUAAAAUCUAAAAUAUAUUUUGAUUUGUUUAACACUUUUUGGGUUAAUACAUGAUUCCAUAUGUGUUAUUGAAUAGUUUUGAUGUCUUCACUAUUAUUCUACAAUGUUGAAAAUAGUAAAAAAAUAAAGAAAAACCCUUGAAUGAGUAGGUGUGUCCAAACUUUUGACUGGUACUGUAUAUAUAUUUAAUAAUAUAUUUUUUGAAUUGAGAGUUUUCAGGGGGUGCCCCUACUAUGACAAUAUUUGUACAUUAUUCUUUUAAAAAUUCUUCAAGAUCUGUCAAGUAGGUUGUUGAUCAUUGCUAGACAGCCAUUUCCAUGUCUUGCCAUAGAUUUUCAAGCCGAUUUAAGUCAAAACUGUAACUAGGCCACUCAGGAACAUUCAAUGUCGUCUUGGUAAGCAACUCCAUUGUAUAUUUGGCCUUGUGUUUUAGGUUAUUGUCCUGCCGAAAGGUAAAUUUGUCUCCAAGUGUUUGUUGGAAAGCAGACUGAAACAGGUUUUCCUCUAGAAUUCUGCCUGUGCUUAGCUCUAUUCCAUUUCUUUUUAUCCCAAAACCUCCCUAGUCCUUACCAUAACAAGCAUACCCAUAACAUGAUGCAGCCACCACAAUGCUUUAAAAUGUGAAGAGUGGUACUCAGUGAUGUGUUGGAUUUGCCCCAAAAAUAACGCUUUGUAUUCAGGACAUAAAGUUAAUUUAUUUGCAGUUUUACUUUAGUACCUUAUUGCAAACAGGAUGCAUGUUUUGGAAUAUGUUUUAUUCAGUACAUUUGAGUCAUUUAGCAGACGCUCUUAUCCAGAGCGACUUAUAGGAGCAAUUAGGGUUAAGUGCCUUGCUCAAGGGCACAUCGACAGAUUUUUCACCUAGUCGACUCGGGGAUUAGAACCAGCGACCUUUCGGUUACUGGCACAACGCUCUUAACCACUAAGCUACCUGCUUUUCACUGUCAUUUAAGUUAGUAUUGUGGAGUAACUACAAUGUUGUUGAUCCAUCCUCAGUUUUCUCCUAUCACAGCCAUUAAACUCUGUUUUAAAGUCAUUGACCUCAUGGUGAAAUCCCUGAGCGGUUUCCUUCCUCUCCCGCAACGGAGUUAGGAAGCACUUCUGUAUCUUUGUAGUGACCGGGUGAAUUGAUACACCAUCUAAAGUGUAAUUAAUGACUUAACCAUGCUCAAAGGGAUAUUCAAUAUGUACUUUUUUUUUUACCCAUCAACCAAUAGGUGCCCUUCUUUACGAGGCAUUGGAAAACCUCCCUGGUCUUUGUGGUUGAAUCUGUGUUUGAAUUUCACUGCUCGACUGAGGGACCUUACAGAUAAUUGUAUGUGUGGGGUACAGAGAUGAGGUAGUCAUUCGAAAAUCAUGUUAAACACUAUUAUUGCACACAUAAUAAUAGUCCAUGCAACUUGUGACUUGUUAAGCACAUUCUUACUCCUGAACUUAUUUAGGCUUGCCAUAACAAAGGGAUUGAAUACUUAUUGACUGAAGACAUUUCAGCUUUUCAUUUUUCAUUACAUUUGUUAAAAUUUCAAAAAACAUUAUUCCACUUUGACAUUAUGGGGUAUGGUUUGUAGUCCAGUGAUAAAAACAUCUCAAAGUAAUCAAUUUUAAAAUCAGGCUGUAACAACAAUGUGGAGAAAGUCAAGGGGUGUGAAUACUUUCUGAAGGCACUGUAGUUUAGUGUCUUCACUAUUAUUCUACAAUGUUGAAAAUAGUAGAAAAAAUAAAGAAAAACCCUUGAAUGAGUAGGUGUGUCCAAACUUUUGACUGGUACUGUAUAUAUAUUUAAUAAUAUAUUUUUUGAAUUGAGAGUUUUCAGGGGGUGCCCCUACUAUGACAAUAUUUGUACAUUAUUCUUUUAAAAAUUCUUCAAGAUCUGUCAAGUUGGUUGUUGAUCAUUGCUAGACAGCCAUUUCCAUGUCUUGCCAUAGAUUUUCAAGCCGAUUUAAGUCAAAACUGUAACUAGGCCACUCAGGAACAUUCAAUGUCGUCUUGGUAAGCAAAUCCAUUGUAUAUUUGGCCUUGUGUUUUAGGUUAUUGUCCUGCCGAAAGGUACAUUUUUCUCCAAGUGUUUGUUGGAAAGCAGAUUGAAACAGGUUUUCCUCUAGAAUUCUGCCUGUGCCUAGCUCUAUUCCAUUUCUUUUUAUCCCAAAAACUCCCUAGUCCUUACCAUAACAAGCAUACCCAUAACAUGAUGCAGCCACCACAAUGCUUUAAAAUGUGAAGAGUGGUACUCAGUGAUGUGUUGGAUUUGCCCCAAAAAUAACGCUUUGUAUUCAGGACAUAAAGUUAAUUUAUUUGCCACAUUUUUUGCAGUUUUACUUUAGUACCUUAUUGCAAACAGGAUGCAUGUUUUAUUCAGUACAUUUGAGUCAUUUAGCAGACGCUCUUAUCCAGAGCGACUUACAGGAGCAAUUAGGGUUAAGUGCCUUGCUCAAGGGCACAUCGACAGAUUUUUCACCUAGUCGACUCGGGGAUUAGAACCAGCGACCUUUCGGUUACUGGCACAACGCUCUUAACCACUAAGCUACCUGCUUUUCACUCUGUCAUUUAAGUUAGUAUUGUGGAGUAACUACAAUGUUGUUGAUCCAUCCUGUUUCCUAUCACAGCCAUUAAACUGUAGCUGUUUUAAAGUCACCAUUGGCCUCAUUGUGAAAUCACUGAGCGGUUUCCUUCCUCUCCGGCAACUGAGUUAUGAAGGACACCUCUGUCUUUGUAGUGACUGGGUGUAUUAAUACACCAUCCAAAGUCUAAUUAAUAACUUCACCAUGCUCAAACGGAUAUUCAAUGUCUGCUUUUUUAUUUUUACCCAUCUACCAAUAGGUGCCCUUCUUUGCGAGGCAUUGGAAAACCUCCCUGGUCUUUGUGGUUGAAUCACUGUUUAUAAUUCACUGCUCGACUGAGGGACCUAUUGGUAGACCUUAACAUUUUCUGUAUGUUUGGGGUACAGAGAUGAGGUAGUCAUUCAAAAAUCAUGUAAACACUAUUAGCACACAGAGUCCAUGCAACUUAUGUGACUUGUUAAGCAAAUAUUUACUCCUGAACUUAUUUAGGCUUGCCAUAACAUUUCAGCUUUUCAUUUUUAAUUAAUUUGUAUAACAUUCUAGAAACAUAAUUCCACUUUGACAUUAUGGGGUUUUGUGUGUAGGCCAGUGACACAAAAUCUCAAUUUAAUCUAUUUUAAAUUCAGGCUGUAACACAAAAUGUGGAAAAGUCCAGGUGUGUGAAUACUGUCCGAAGGCACUGUAUAUCAUAUUCGAUCAGUCUUUAGAAUGAGAGAUACCCUGAGCAAGAUGGCCAUCCUAUAAUCAUGUCCAUUCUAGUGUUCUAUUGAAUUAUCUGUUCCUGGCAAAAUAUUUUGUCUGUAAACUGUUAAUAUUGUAUAUUUGAUGCAAAAUGAAUAGUCUGUCUGUGACUGAAGUCAGAACAAUUCUUCAUAUGAGGUUCAAUAAAGAAAGAACAGGUUUAUUUUAUAAUUUAUAAUUAGUCUAACAUAUUUAUGCGUUUUUCCACAUAUGUCCAUAUGCCUUAUCCCUCAAAUCUCAUGGGAAGGGGAAUUUAAUCCAACAUAUUGCAAUAUUUUGAAUUGAAGCAUGUGCACAAUAUUCUUCUUUCCCCCCCAGGCAAUUAUGGAGACAGCCUUUACCAGAGUGGUCCUCCCGAUGCCAAUCUUUGUCCUUCCUCCCAUCGUCAUGUCCUACCUAGAAAAGUAUGUCAUGCUUCGAGAUGGGUCAGAACUAUUUAGUGUACUGCCUUGUCAAGUCUCUGCAUUAAUGUCAGAAUAGUAUCAGUUGAGUUAUGGUCAUCCCAAUACCUAAAGCCUGAAAAAUAGGGUCCCGGAUAGGACCAUGUUUACAACAGAUGAACAUUCUGUGCAUUUCAUUUUUUGUAAGGGUGGAGGUGUUGACAAUUACUAUUGUAGUCGUGUGUAAGAAAUGUUGUAUUAGUGUUGAGAUUGGAUUUAAUACAAAUGCCAAUAUCAAAUGUGUGCUUCCCUUCAUGUCUGUUAGACUUCCAUUGCUGCAGACGAAUCGGAGGCUGUUGCUACCCAUCCACAGCCUGGUGUGUCUGGCUACCUUCAGCCUCUCCCUGCCCCUGGCCAUCAGCCUAUUCCCACAGAUGUCUCAGGUACUACUGCAGCUGCUAUCCCUGAAGGCUGGCUGGACAGCUGGGAGGAAUUCACCUCACACACACUUCACUUGUCUCUCUUAAAAUUAAGAACGAACGAUAAGGUUCUGGGUUUAGAGGUACUGUGAAGGGCUAUUAGGUGUUGCAGAGGGUUGGUAGGCGUAUUGUGUGCUUACAUCUCUUUCUCUGGUUCAACUUCAACAGAUCGACGUGUCUCAGCUUGAGCCGGAGAUCGCCAUGGCAACCGAUUGCAAGGUGGUGACCUACAACAAGGGACUGUGAUGACUGGCCCCCGAGGAGAGAGUAGAGGACAGGGCACGGAACAGCGGCACAAAUUAGCCUCCUUUUUGAUUGGCUGUAACAGACACUCCAGGUCUCUCUCCGGUGUAGGGUGAAGUUGCCCCUAG